CCGGGCUCGGGAUCGGAUCCUCGCAGUCGUUGACUCGAAGUAUCGGCAACAGCACAACCAGUACAAUUGUCUGGAAGUACAACAACAAUAAUAACAAUGACGGUGGCCGUGCGAAUCAUUGCGUUGUCGGUGUUGUUGUUGGUCGACUACUGUGCGUUCUCGGCGCCGGCGCCGGCGACUAGUUUGACCAAACCCAAAACGUAUCUGGUGAGACACGAGGGCGUAUCGGAUGCAAAAGGCCAGUUCAUGCUUGCUUAUGCGCUCGACGACGGAAUGACUCAGACGAAAAAAGGAACGCUGGCGAACGACGAUGGAACCGGUUUCGUGAUGAGCCAAGAGGGGUCGUACUCGUUCAUCACCCCCGAAGACGUCAACGUAAAAAUGUCGUACACGGCCGACAAGAACGGUUCCGUAGACCGUAGUGAAGGGAAACCCUCUUUAACAUAUUAAAUACAAUUUUUGGAAUGCACAACAGUUUAACAUAUCCACACGCAUCAGAUGUAGGUACCUUCUAUAAUAUCUUUUUUCCCGAACAUUUCUAACGUAAUAUUGUUAUUGAUUUUCUACGUUUAUUCGCCCAUUUGGAUACCCAUACCUGACACUACGCCUAUAGGUAAGAAUAUAGGUAAUAUGACUAUAAUAUAUUGGUCAACCGUUGGAAAAAAAAAAAAUGUGCACAUAGGUAGGUACUAGGUAUAUCAUUAGUUGUUACUUAUUACAAAUAUAAUUAAAACAUAUUAUACUUGUGUUUAUUUUUGUUUUUUUAAUAUACUAAAUUAUUGACGCCAAUAAUAAGUAAUAGGUAAUAGCAAAAUGACAAAUCUUUAAUUUUCAAAUAUUGUACCGAAUUACGACUUCGUUCUUGACAUAUUCAGCAUUCAGGCAUACUAAUAAUCGAUUAUAAAUGAUUGUAUAUUGGUUAGAAAUGUAUAGUAAUUAGUAUAGGUAGCAGUCAUUCAAUUAGUUUGGCUUUAUAGCUAAAAUGUGGCAAAAAGAUAAAAUUGAAAAAUAUAAUAUGUAGAGUCGAAAAUCAGUAUAGUACCUAAUCCAGCGGCAAUACCAAGCGCCUCUCGGUUAUAAAUAACUAAGAAUUAUUGUUUAAGUAUGUUAUUAAUUUUAUUUUUGCAUUUCACGAAUACAUUUUUUAUGUAAGAAUUUUCUUUAGAAUUAUAUGUUGAAAAAAUAUUAGACUUCGAAUAAAUCAAAAUAACAUUAAAUAUACGCAUUUACGUAAGUAUUAUACUUGUAUAAUAUAAUCAUACUGUGUUACCUACUGUAUAAUAUAUAAUAUGUUAUUGAGUAAUGAAUAAUAACGCAUAGACAUUAUA
Molecule: messenger RNA, 1328 nt
Organism: Acyrthosiphon pisum (pea aphid)
Lineage: Eukaryota; Metazoa; Arthropoda; Insecta; Hemiptera; Aphididae
Product: pupal cuticle protein 20
Exons: 3
Coding region: 97-450 (117 amino acids)
Source: RefSeq, a predicted model, not a curated record